GGUCACAUGACCACCACCGCCGCGCUGUAGAUUCUACGACAGCUGGGAGCCGCGCGAUAGAACAGAGAGCGCGCAUCGCGGCUAAGCGCGAGAGGCGGUCGUGCCUUCAACGCUUCGCGUAAACUUUCCGAAGCAUGGGAGACAAGAGAAGUCCGACGAGGCCGAAACGGCAAGCGAAGCCCUCCUCCGACGACGGCUUCUGGGACUGCAGCGUGUGUACGUUCAAGAACAGCGCCGAAGCGUUCAAAUGCAUGAUGUGCGAUGUCAGGAAGGGAACGUCAACGCGACACUGUUCUGGGGCCUCGAUGAAAGCAGAAGGGACCUGGAAACUGAAGCCAGAGGGAGGCAAUGCAGAACUGCAAUGUUGGAUUUUAGGAGACGCUAAAGGAAAGCAAAUGCUUGGAGAGAACGGCAGAAAACAGUGUGGAAGGGAGAUCUGGAACGGUGGGAGGCAAAGGACCAUCUGUCAAACAGGGGGCUUGGCAGUGAAGAGAUGCGAGGAGAAGAAGCCUCGUCCCGUUUCCCAGCUGGCAGCUCAGCAAGUCCCACAGCAGUUUGCUUCACCCACACAGCCCAAGAAAGAAAAAAAAGAGCGGACGGAAAAAGACAAAUGCGAGAAAGAAUCGACAAUGAAAAAGAAUAGCCACAAGAAAAUGAGGCCCAGGUUAAAAAAUGUGGACAGGAGCAGCGCUCAGCAUCUGGAAGUAACAGUGGGAGACCUGACGGUUAUCAUAACAGACUUUAAGGAGAAAACAAAGCCCUCCUCCAGUUCUUCCUCUAACGCAACUUGUGGAGACCACCACAGCCAGAGUGGAUCCAACUCGGAUAACACAGAAAAGGGGAUCUCCAGAUCUUCAUCCCCACGAGGGGAGGGUUCAUCUAUCAACGGGGAGUCCCACUAGGAACCCUUGCAUUAUGAACGCUACUUCCAGUGUCCUGCACUCAGUGUAUCUAUUUUACCACGGACAGACACAGGAGCAAGCUUAUACAUAUGAUAAGACUUACCAAGGCACAGACUUGACCCAGCAAUACAUGCCAUUUCUCACUACUUCCACAAUUAUAGAACCAGAUGAUAUGAACCGGAUGUUAACUGGUUUGUUACAAUGCUCAAUAGGUCAACUAAAUUGUAGACUUUUUAAGAAGCUUUGAUGAAUACAGAACAAACUGAAGAAAUGAUUUUUGACAUUUAUGUACAGCACCAACGUAACAUGUUAGAAUUAAAAAUCAGAGUAGUAUUUAGGAUUUAGACAAUGACACACAUUCUUCUCUUUACUUUUGUUUUGUGCUUUUGUAAUAUUUUUUUAAAGUCACUAUCAGUCGAAGCACGUCCUGGGAAUCAGGCCUGAAGCUAAACAAGCUUUGUGGUUAAAAAUGUGUUGCAACAACUGGAGAGAAUUUGCUAACGCAAUUGUAUCUGCAUUCCUGGCAUUUCAGUUGCAGCAGUUGAAUAUUGUAACUUUCAUAUACAUUAAAUGCAUUAUAGGGCGAGUAUAAAUCUAUUAAGAAAUGUGACCGAAACUAAACUUAAACAGUUGCUUCUUGCACCUGCUGGUACUUGUUAUGGUUUUAAGGAAAAACCGUGAAAAGCAAAUAUUCAUUGUUUGAGGAUUUGUCCUUUUUUCUUAAUUUUUUUUGAAACUUCAUGGUAGAUCGCAUCACUUGUGCGGCAGUUGUUCUACCAGCAUUGUUUUGUGUUAGAUUAUCUUGAUAUAAUUCUGUUAAUUCCACAAAAACAUAACAUUUAUGACUAAAAAUGAAAAAAUGUGUUUGUAAGAUGUUGACUUCAUUGCCUCCCUUUAUGAUGAAGAGUGGGAUAUAAAUAUAUUGCAGUAUAGGAAAUAUCUCUUAAUAAAAUGCAAGAUUUAGA
Messenger RNA from Triplophysa dalaica, 1867 nucleotides. RefSeq names its product YY1 associated factor 2 (gene yaf2). The coding region runs from base 135 to 902 and encodes 255 amino acids. NCBI's taxonomy places the organism in Eukaryota, Metazoa, Chordata, Actinopteri, Cypriniformes, Nemacheilidae. The record is from RefSeq and is a predicted model, not a curated record. Gene Ontology annotation, molecular function: DNA binding; transcription coregulator activity. The transcript has 5 exons. Gene Ontology annotation, cellular component: nucleus. Gene Ontology annotation, biological process: positive regulation of DNA-templated transcription.